AGGCAACUAGUCACACCUGUGAAAGGUCCUUUAAAAGGAGAGGUGGAAGAAGUAGGCCAUAACUCACAGAGACACCCAGUGAAUCCCUUGGAAGAGUGCAGAAGGAGACUAUCACCAUGGCGACAUUAACCAUCAUUCUUCUUUUUUAGCAUGGCUUUUGCUCUGGGAGAUGCUACGAUACAACCCAAGACCCCCUGUGAGCGUGCUAGAGAUGCUGCGAUAAAUGGCCCAAUUGGAGCUUACAUCCCAACGUGUGACGCCGCUGGACAAUACACCCCUAAGCAAUGUUCGGGCUCUACAGGUUACUGUUGGUGUGUGACCAGUACUGGACAGAAGAUUCCGGGCACUGAGACUCCUCCAGGCACUGCUCCAAUCAAAUGUCCAUGCAGUGGUCCUCGCAGAUGAAAGAUGUUGGAAUGAAGACGUUGAGAAGACUUUGCAAAUACUUUGACAGUUGUCUUUACUGUACUGAGGGAGAUGCCUCUCGCCAUACACAUAAUGAAGAAAUGUAUUUACUUUGUUGGUUUUACAUGUUGAACAAUGUAUCUGAACUGUCCAUUUCUGUGAACUGGAGGAAGGGAUUUUACUGUAUUACCUCCACACGGGUGUUCAUAAAGGCAGUCAAAUGGUAAUUAGGCUCUCCAAGCUAUGAUGCUGCUGAUGGUUAUUAGUAGCCUACUACACUUGCUAACUGCCUGGUACUCAGCUCUUUAUUGCCCUGUAAUCACUAUCAAUGUAAUUUCAAAUAAACUAUUGGUCACAAAUGUGCUUAGCCGAGGAUAUUGCGGGUGUAGUGAAAUGCUUGUGCUUCUAGCUCCGACAGCGCAGUAAUAUUGAACAAAUCCACAACGUGUGUACACACACUCAGUACGCAUGAAUUAACUAUAUACAUAUUGAAGACCGCCGUCAGAACAGACUAGGAUACAGAAUAUACACUCGUGGCCAAAAUAUUUGAUGGACCCAAAUAUUAAUUUAGAUAAAGUUUGCUGCAUCAGUGUCUUCAGAUAUUUUUGUCAGAUGUCACUACGGAAUUCUGAAGUAUAAUUACAAGCAUUUCAUAAGUGUCAAAAGCUUUCAUUGACACUUACAUCAAGUUGAUGUAGAGAGUCUAUUUGCAGUGUUGACCUGUUUUCAAGACCUCUGAAAUCUGCCCUGACAUGCUGUCCAUUAACUUCUGGGCCACUGAUGGCAGGCCAUUCUUGCCUUACCAAUGCUUGGAGUUUGUCAGAAUUUGUGUGGUUUUUGUUUG
Molecule: messenger RNA, 1249 nt
Organism: Oncorhynchus kisutch (coho salmon)
Lineage: Eukaryota; Metazoa; Chordata; Actinopteri; Salmoniformes; Salmonidae
Product: equistatin-like
Exons: 5
Coding region: 151-405 (84 amino acids)
Source: RefSeq, a predicted model, not a curated record